AUGACCCACCGUCGCAGCAGCUCCGUACGCUUCCCCGGCAUGGGCAGUCCUGUCUCUGACCCAGAGUCCCCUCCUUUGACACCCUCGCUCAGCUUUGCAGCACUCGGUACACACCUCGCCGCCCGCAAAUCAAAGGCGUAUUGGUACCGCACCACCUUCCUCGCCCUCUUCGUCCUCGUCCUCGUCUCUGGCUACAUCCUCCUCGUCGCGCAGCCAUCUCUUACGCCAUUACCCCCAUCACGACCCUCCCGCCUCUCAGCAGAGGCCUACCGCCUUGCGGCUUUGCGACACAAACGACCACCGGGCACCGCCUCCGACUACCGCCCCAACAAUACUGCGCGCCCGCCAAUCCAGCUGAACGCCACCCAAGAGCUCGCUGCCGUGUCCAGCUUCCUGGCGAGCCUUCCCCAGAAUGUCAUACCCUCCUCCGUCGAUCCCUCACAGCCGAUCGACCCACAGCUCAUCCUCGAUUUCGAUACCCGGAGUCCGCAGGCGGCCGAGGAGGUCGAGACAGUCGUCCAGGACGUGUGGGCGCGUAAUCCCGUCGUGCUUUACUCCAAGUUCCAUUCUCCCAUUUCACGGGAAAUUAAGCAGAUCCUCGCAGACAUGUACUUACGGCCAGAACCCACGAUUAUUGAAGUUGACCAACGACCCGACGAACUUGUCCUCACACCAAUACUAUUCCGCCUCACCUCUGCGUCCGAGCUACCCAUUCUCCUUGUCGGCGGCCGCACGGUCGGCACGUCAAUGCAAGAGAUCCGGUACCUCAAAGACAAGGGCGAGCUCCACCGCAUGAUCACCAAGGCCGGCGGCGAGAUUUAUGGUGCCCGGCGGCGGAAGGGCAAGAAAGUGUAG
Messenger RNA from Sparassis crispa, 855 nucleotides. RefSeq lists its product as hypothetical. Gene Ontology annotation, molecular function: glutathione disulfide oxidoreductase activity. Bases 1 to 855 code for a protein of 284 amino acids. Lineage: Eukaryota; Fungi; Basidiomycota; Agaricomycetes; Polyporales; Sparassidaceae. Gene Ontology annotation, cellular component: fungal-type vacuole; cytoplasm; cis-Golgi network. The transcript is spliced from 3 exons. The record is from RefSeq and is a predicted model, not a curated record. Gene Ontology annotation, biological process: cellular response to oxidative stress.